AUGAAGGACGGGGACCAGGUUUCCGAAGAAGACAACUGGAAGGCGUCUCUUAACCUACCUGAAAGGGACGCACGACUAAAGACUGCCGAUGUUGCCCCCAGUGAAGGCUGCACCUUCGAUAGCUUUUGUCUUAAGCGGAACUUACUGAAAGGGAUCUAUGAAAAGGGGUGGGAGUAUCCAUCUCCAGUCCAAAGAUCUAGUAUUCCUGUUGCACUUACGCGCAGAGAUAUCAUUGCUCGCGCCAAGAAUGGUACCGGGAAAACUGGAGCCUAUUCUAUCCCCAUAUUGGAUUCUAUUGACCCGUCUUUGAAUAAAAUACAAGCUUGCAUACUGGUUCCAACGCGUGAGCUGGCGCUACAAACUAGCCAGAUUUGCAUUGAGCUAGCCAAGCAUAUGGAUAUCAAAACGAUGCUCAUUAUUGGUGGGACAUAUCUAAAGGAUGAUCUGAUUCGUCUGAGUCAAACUGUGCAUGUGGUUGUCGGAACACCGGGACGGCUUAUUGAUCUCAUGUCACGAGGUUUCGUGGAUCUUAGCUACUGCAAAACCGUUGUUCUGGACGAAGCCGACAAGUUGCUCUCAGAAGAACUCAAGAAUGCUGUCGAGAAGUUGCUAGAGAAAGUCGAUAAAAAUAGGCAGCUAUUGGUGUAUUCAGCUACAUAUCCUGUGGUUGUACAAUCGUUUAUAUCAAAGCAUCUCAAAAAUCCAUUUGAAAUUAAUCUGAUGGAGCGCUUAACACUCAGGGGCAUAACCGAGUACUAUGCGUACGUACAGGAAAAAUACAAGGUUCAUUGUUUGAAUACCUUAUUUUCCAAACUACAAAUUUGUCAGGCAAUCAUUUUUUGCAGCUCUGGUCAGCGUGUUGAACUGCUUGCGAAGAAGAUCACCCAGCUUGGCUACUCUUGUUUUUACAUUCAUUCGCGAAUGCCCCAGCAGGACCGAAAUCGCGUUUUUCAUGACUUUCGCAACGGAAUUUGUAGGACGCUUGUUUGCACUGAUCUCUUAACACGCGGUAUUGAUAUACCAACUGUUAACGUUGUGAUAAAUUUUGAUUUUCCAAAAUAUGCUGAAACAUAUCUGCAUAGAAUUGGGCGUUCUGGUCGAUUCGGUCACCUUGGCAUAGCCAUAAAUCUAGUUACUUUUCAUGACAGAUAUGCGUUGAAAAAUAUCGAAAGGGAAUUGCGCACUGAAAUAAAGCCAAUUCCAAAGGAAAUUGACAAGAGACUCUACGUGGCCGAAUUCCAGGACGAAGCUAAUAUGGAUGAGGAGACGAAGACUGCUCUUUAUCAUGGAAGGGUUCUUCAACAACGAGAAGCCCUUAACAAUGGCGCCGAAUAG
Hydatigera taeniaeformis is the source of this 1335-nucleotide messenger RNA. NCBI's taxonomy places the organism in Eukaryota, Metazoa, Platyhelminthes, Cestoda, Cyclophyllidea, Taeniidae. The record is from the annotation of a GenBank genome assembly.